This is a messenger RNA of Nymphalis io (European peacock), 4966 nucleotides long. It is a transcript of the gene RhoGAP100F, whose product is annotated as rho GTPase-activating protein 100F. The record is from RefSeq and is a predicted model, not a curated record. The transcript has 21 exons. Gene Ontology annotation, biological process: signal transduction. The coding region runs from base 65 to 4165 and encodes 1366 amino acids. NCBI's taxonomy places the organism in Eukaryota, Metazoa, Arthropoda, Insecta, Lepidoptera, Nymphalidae. Gene Ontology annotation, molecular function: protein binding.
GACCGCGAUGCGCGAGCUGCCGUCACCGCGGCCGCUCCCGCAAGCGCCGCGCUAACCUGUACCGAUGCAGUGGCGAAAACUAACCAGGUUGAAAUCUUCGCCGGGCGGACAGUCGCGCGCUCGGAGGAUGCUCUGCUGCGGCCGCAGGAAGGAGAAUGGCCGCGCGGCGCCGGACCUGACGGCUUCGCCGGGCCGCGCGCCGCCCGGCCCGCCGCAGCCCUCGCGCGCCAAUCAUGCGCCGCCCUGCGUGCUGCAGCCGGACUUCAGGAAGGUAUCGGGUGUCAGCAAUGAAAUAUUCAGGCAAAUUGAAAUGGUUGAAAAUGAUCACGACGCCACUACGGCCGCGGCGCUCGAGGCAGUGGAGCGACGCGGUGAGAUGAUAGUACGGAUUCUUGAAUUGAGACAAGUUGGCAGAAAUAAUAUAGAAGCCGCUAAGAAGUUCUUUUCUCUGCAAGACGCACGCCACAUAGUUCAACUAGUGGAAAUCGUCAAGCGCCCUGGUCAAACCUUGGGUCUUUACAUUAGAGAAGGAGAUGGCGGUGCAAGGACAGAUGGAGUAUUUAUAUCCAGAAUAGCUUUGGAAUCGGCAGUUUACAAUAGCGGGUGCCUGAAGGUUGGGGAUGAGAUCCUGGCCGUCAACUUAGUUGAUGUCAGGCGAAUGUCACUUGACGAUGUAGUGAUUAUUAUGUCAAUACCACGACGUUUGUUGCUAUGCACCAGACAGAGAAAAGGAAAAUCAGGUCCUGGAUCACCAUCGUUACCGCGCCCUGAGCACAAACCACCACCAGUGGUGGUGUUGAAACGCGACUGCCGGGACGAUGAUGACAGAGAUCGAGACAGGGUCGACGGACUCUAUUCACAACAUGGUACUCUGCGUUCAACGGGAGGUCCUGGCAGUUCUGUGCGACCUGUUGGUGAUGGCAGAGAAGAGCGAAGCCGUAUGCAGCUUGGAGCAUUGUCGCCUGACUCAACUCCGCUAGAUCUAUAUUAUAAUUCACGACCACCGUCUGAUCAUUCGACGUGGAGCUAUCGCCCACCGCCACCUGUUAUAACGGAACAGCCGAAAUCAUCUGCAACACAUUUUGUUCCAUAUGAACGAUCUUAUCCGAACACAUUAGAGAGUUUAGCAGAAAAAGUACACUCUUUCUAUCCCGAAACUGGAAGCACUCGUUUUGGAGGCAGAGUGCCGCGAUCCGGAUCUGAACAACAGUUGCCAAGGGCGGAAACGCAUUCUGAUUUCGGUCGUCAUUCGUUACUUCGAUCUAGUUUGAAAGCUUCUGCUGCAGGACCUGCUUCCACUUUGAGUAGAUAUGGACAGCGUUAUGGUGGAGUGGGCAUGACUGGUUCUGGUCUACCGUCUAGUCUUACAGGUACUGGUCUUGGAGGAACCGGCUUAGGAGGACCUGGUCUACCGUCUGGAUUAUCAUCCACUGGCCUAAGUGGUUUAACAGGUUCAAGCUUGGUAGGCUCAGGCUUGACAGGUUCAGGACUGGGGACUGGAUUAUCGGGAACUGGAUUGAGCUCAACUCUUGGAGCAGGUUAUGGAACUACAGGAUUAGGACUACCAUCUUAUGGCAGUAAAUUUGGAACUACAAGACGGAAUCGCAGUUUGGAUUACUCAUCUGAUACAGAAGCUACUGCUCCAACAAGAACUCCUUAUUAUUCUGGAUUAAGUGGUUAUAGAAGUAGUACUCUUGGAAGAGAUAUUGGAUCGAAGUUUAAUUCAUUACCGAGAGACGUAAGAGGAACUGGUCAACGAUUGGGGCUGUCAAGACGCGCAGGAAGCGUUCUUCAAGAUGAGCCUGAACCUUUAUCUUCGAGAUUAGACUUACGCUCUUCCAGAGGUCGAUUGCCUUCUUCUCCCUCAGUGUUCACUUCUGAUGAAUAUCGCGCGUGGUUAUCUCGGGCCCCAUCUACAAGUGCGCUGUAUGAAACGCUUCGUCCAAGACUGCCUACGCACUACUCCGCCGAAAAUAUACAUGAUGCUCUUAAAAACAUGGAAAGUGGCAGCCGCUUUGGUUCAUCACUCGGUUUGGCCACUCGUCGAAUUGAAAGACCUCGUCAUUUACCCGCGCGCUCACUCUCAUCCCAGCAGCUUGGUCCUACAGCUGGUGGAUCUCCAUCAGCUCGACGCGUCAGACAAUUGCUCGAAUUGGGGUCUAAAUUCAGCUGCCCCAACCCUAGCCCUGUACCGACACCUGGCUCAAGGCAUCAGCGCCAUCUGGAUAUCAAUCCUAAUGAGUUCCUAAAAUACAAAGUCGACAAACCGGGUACAGGAGGGCUUUCUACAUCAAUGACAGGAUUAUCACGUAUAUCUGGAGGAGUUUCUGGGAUGCUGUGGGUUCACCUACUCGCUGGUCGAGGUUUGCGUCCAGCACCAUCUGGAUCUUCACCUGGAUCUCCGCCAUCUGGACCACUCGCACCACCACAGCCUCCAGUGGCACCCCGUGAUCUGUAUUGUGUAUUAGAGUGCGAUCGCGUUCAUAAAGCACGUACAGUGGUACGAACUGGUGAGCUUCAAUUUGAUUGGGACGAGUCAUUUGAGUUAGAACUUGUUGACAAUCGCCAGCUUGACGUAUUGGUAUACUCCUGGGAUCCACAGCACAGGCACAAGCUGUGUUUCCGAGGAGCUAUUACAUUGCCAGAUUUACUAGCUCGUUCUCCAUCUCACCAGCUUGCGAUAAAAAUGGAGCCCCGAGGUACUCUCUACAUGCGCGUCCGUCAUACGGAGCCACACGAGCUGUUUCGUCGUCGACCCGCUGCACCGCGUCUAGCGCCACCACCAUUAUUCGGUGCAGAGUUGGAGACGGUAGUGGCGCGGGAACUAAGACCACCACACGCACCACCUGUGCCGUUGGUAGUGAGACGGUGUGUGGAAGAGAUAGAGAGACGUGGCUUGGAUAUUAUAGGUCUCUAUCGAUUAUGCGGUUCCGCAAACAAAAAGCGUAUACUGAGAGAAGCUUUUGAGCGCAACGCUCGUGGUGUAGAACUGACUCCAGACUCAGUUCCUGAUAUCAACGUUAUCACCGGCGUGUUAAAGGAUUAUUUGACGGAGCUGCCCCAGCCACUGUUUAGCCGUUGCUUAUACCAAAUGACCUUGGAUGCUUUAGGUGUAUGCCUUCCAGAUGACAAAGAAGGAAAUGCUCGUUUAAUGGCAUCUAUAGUUGAAUGUCUGCCUCGUGCUGCUCGCGCUACCUUGGUCUUCCUUCUUGACCAUUUGGCCCUGGUAGUGGCUGCCCAAGACCGUAAUAAAAUGUCACCACAGCAUUUGGCAGUUGCAAUGGCACCACCUCUAAUGCUCCAAUCACAACCACCAGCGGAGAUGGACUAUCAACGUCCGAUUCACGUCCUCCAAUGCCUCUUACAGAUUUGGCCACCUCCGAAACGUUCAGUUCGGCGCGGCGAGCCAGCAACCGGGCCGCGUGGAAACAGAGUCAGUGCGUCGCCAGUGGCCUCAGCCACCCUGCCCCCAGGCCGAGUUCCGCCCUCAGUCAGUCCAUAUCGGCAUCAAGCGGGAGCAUCAGCAGCAUCUCCGCCGCCAGCUCUCUCGGCUCGGCCCGUGGCCGACCGCUCGCCGCCCGCACAUGUUCUCUCAUCAGUCAGGGCCGGCCAAUAUCGUCCGCAGUCGCCUCUUCGAGGCCCUCUGCCCGCUCCGCCUCGCUCCCGUCAGGUGACAGUAUCGUCCCCCGGUUCGCCCAGUAGCAGUUCCGGGAGUCACAGUCCAGCUGACACUAUCAAGCACGGCGGAUCCGUUUCGUCAAUACUGCGGCAGCCGGAGCGGGCGAGUUCGCCUCGUUCGUCACCGAGACACUCUCCUCGAGCCUCUCCGCGAGAGUCACCCCGCAAUACUCCCCGAGACUCGACUCCAAGAGCGACAACGCCAAGGGAGUUCGUUUCGAGGGAAAUGCGCGAGGGUACAUCGCGCGAGGGUACGCCGCGCGAGGGACCAUCACGCGAAGGCACGCCACGAGAGGGGGGUUCACGCGAGUCACCACGGUCCGCUAUUCCGGGCACAUCAGCGGGGCUGGCGGUGACACUGAACUCGGGCGCGCCAAGCCCGCGCUACAGUUCCACCAAUCCUUUUCUGCAGCAGUACGACGCGGAGGAGGAGGCGGAGGCGUGGCGCGCCGCUGAUAUCUUCUCCUCGACAUCCACGCACACAUAGUGCUCAUAGCGAAUUGAGAUUUUCUAGUCAAUUUUUUUAUUGAAUCGAAAGAGUGCUACGAUUCUGCUGUAUAUUAUGUUGUUCGACGAGCGUGUUGCGCGCUCGUGAAAUAUUUGUUAUAUAUAGAGCGAGUUACGGUGUAUAUUAUUGUGAGAAUGUUUACCUUCUGACGCGCGAGGCAACGCCUCGCCGCCCGCCGGCGGUCCGCCCCUUAGACGCAAUAGUGUUUAUCGUAUUAUAUUGUACAUUGUAUAUAAUUAAAUACGUAUAUGUAGGUACGCUCCGAUUUUGUACCGUUAGGGUGGGCCUCGGCGGACGGCCCGAAGCGCUACACACAUCGUCCCACAUAUCAGAGGCUUGCGUAGACAUUCGACACGCAAUCGGCUCACGAGAAACACUAUCAUGCGAAGGAUUUCAUUCAUUAAAGUAUACCACGAUAAUGGUUCGUACCACCGUGACUCGUGAGUGUCGACAGUAGACACAAGUCAGUAGGUCGAGUAGGGAGAGUAUCAUAGAUCAGACGCGGACCGUCUUGAGACUGAGACCAUAUCAGUAGCUCGUAGUUGGUACCACUCGAUGGACAUCCGUCGUAGAACGAGCGAUUACGUGACAAGUUAGAAGGUCUAGCGUUGCUGUUAUGAAAAAUUUCGAAUAUUCAAAAUAAUCCUUGUUCAUUAAUAACUUAAAUAUAUGUAUAACGGUAUAUUAAACUAAUAUAGAAUUUAGUAAAGCAUUUUUACGAGUCGCUAAUUCUAUGAAGGAAAGGAUUUUUUUAUCAUAUGAGAUCGGUCGCAAUCUCAA